Patiria miniata (bat star) is the source of this 1786-nucleotide messenger RNA. RefSeq lists its product as uncharacterized. The transcript has 7 exons. The coding region runs from base 96 to 1577 and encodes 493 amino acids. NCBI's taxonomy places the organism in Eukaryota, Metazoa, Echinodermata, Asteroidea, Valvatida, Asterinidae. The record is from RefSeq and is a predicted model, not a curated record.
GAUUGUUCCCUCAUAGAAACUUCAUGACCUGAAUCUGUCCCAGUUCUGUUUACACUAACAGAUGGUGAAUUAAUCACUGGCAUCCCUAGUCCAUCAUGAAUAUUCAUCAGGAAGACGUCAGCGAGGCCGGCCAAUCCAUAAAUAACAUUUCCGCUGGUAGUAGAGCAGGGACAGAACCCACAGGAUGUGUCAGUUGUAACGAUCAGUCGGUCAGCGAUACAGCAAGUCAACGGACUGAUGCCAGUCAACUGGAAAGUACUGCUAUCACAAAGGGAUGCUUCAGUUUCACUGACAAAGGGCAUUCAGGACAAGUGCAAUCUGAAGCUACGGAUUUAUUUCAAUACAACCUGGGGGAGUUGAGCCAUGUGGUUGAUGCUGGCGUGUCCGGACUUGACACCACUUAUGAAGGGAUAGAGUCAUCAUCAGGGGUCACCACAUGUCCAGAGAGUGACCAAGCCGGAGGCCAACAAGAUCAGCUUGAAGACAACAACCCUGGCCAAACAGCUGGUGUUUGCCGUGAACCAGGCCCGGAUAACCAGAGCACAAAGGGGGAGAGUGACACGGAGGACACAAUGAGGAACUGCAGCUGUGAUGAGGGCACAUUGUGCUUCUGCCCGUCCUCGGUGUUCAGUGAACAGGCGAGCAAUCAAGACGUGAGGUGGCGGGUUCCAAGGAAGUCCUCCUCACAGAGCAAGCAGAGUAAGCGAUCGGAGAGGGACAUGGAUGCGGUGAUUAUUGCCGAUGGGGAGAUUGGAUCGGAGAAGAUGGAAGAACAGAACAAGACAGUCUCGUUGGAGGAAGGGGAAGAUGUGAGACAAUGCAAGGGUUUCAUGGAGGAUCUUGUCCACCGCAUCUUCAAUAACAGUGCCAGUAUCUGCCAGGAAGACAAUGCCAAGUUUGGAGAGUAUUGCCGGUUAGCGAUUGGUCGUCAGUGGUUUGCUAGACUGGUGGACAGCCAGCGGGUCAACUCCAAGAAAGUCACCGAGCAGACAUUUUACAGAUUAGUCCAGUUCUUUGCUGUCUGCUUGUUUGAAUGCAAUGAUGCAGAUGACUUCACACCAGGCAAGAGUCUCAUGAACAUGUGCUUCACAUUCUACCAUGAACAUGAAGGUUUUCCAAGAUGUGAUGACACAACCCGUAAGAGUUUCUUGUACAGUCAUCUGACGGAUCAGCCGAUAUGGAAAUCGUUGCGUUUCUGGAACGCAGCCUUCUUCGACGCAGUCCACCAGGAGAGGAAACAGCGUCAGCCAGACGAUCAGGUCAACUGGCGUCACCUGUCCACGGAGGAACGAGAGGACACCGAGAUCCUGAAUGAGAAUAUCACCUUUGGCCAGCUGGCUACGUUCCUUCACAACAUGAUGGAGCUGGAGCUGUCCAGGGUGAUGUGCCAGGAGUUCCUCGACAAGAUGGCCACCAUCGGCAACCUCAGCUCAGAUCAAAAGGAACUCAUUCAGAGCAAUAUCAGCAACCACUUCCACAUAGACAGGGAGGAAAACACCCGGAAUAAGAAACAUCAGAGACCGUUUAACAAACUGAGUUUCAUGAAGCGCAAGGUCGGACGUGAGGCAGUUGCAUGAAGUAGCGUGUACAGACUGCAAGGGCAGUAAGACUACCACGGAGUCUGAGGCCAUUCAGGUUUGUGGAGCUUUCUUGGCCACAGGAAAGGGAGCGGAGCUGAGCUGGAAAUGAGUUGUGCAAUCAAGGAACAAGAUGUCAUGCGCUUGCGAUUCAUGAUAGGGUGGUCACAAUAGACAGGUUGCCAUAGGAGGUGGCCACAAUAAAGAGG